Molecule: messenger RNA, 315 nt
Organism: Morchella importuna
Lineage: Eukaryota; Fungi; Ascomycota; Pezizomycetes; Pezizales; Morchellaceae
Exons: 1
Coding region: 1-315 (104 amino acids)
Source: RefSeq, a predicted model, not a curated record
AUGGCCAAGCUCCACGCCUUCCGUGACUCCUGCGACGAGCUCACAGUCCUAUACAACGCAAAGCCCAACAAGACCAUCGAGGACGGCGAGCUCAUCGAUAGCAUCUGGCAGAAAUAUGCCCUCUGCGUGAAAGGCCUUCUGGAGGUCGUAGCGGCGCAGAAAGAUGCGCGGCCGGUGAAUGUGCGAUUGGCGGAGGAGGCGGCGGCGCUGCAGGCGGGGAAGAGGGGGAGGUUGGUGAUGGCGAUAGAGAGCUCGCAGCUGGGGAGUCAGAUAGGUGAGGGUGAUAAUGAAGCUCUUGGAAGUGUAAUUGAAUGA